GGUUUCUACACCCUUACAAGGAAUGCUUCGUUCUCUCCAACCGAUGUGGGAUCUCACACGGGUGGAUAGAGAAUCGAUAUUCACUUGAAGGCAUGUAUGAAGAACGAGCAUUUGGAUCGAGUUACCGAAAAACAGAAAGCCGGGUUGUGACGACGAGUACACAAAACGAGAUAAAUCAGAUGAAAAGGGAGGUUGAGACAAUGAAAGGGCAGCAUAAUGACAUUCAAACCUUGCCAGCGUACGGGAAAUUAUCUGUUCAGAUUCAACGAUGACAUGUUUGGAAGCUUUUGUCUUGCUCCAGUGUCGAUUUGAACACAUGUGCAGCCUUUUCUACAAGACAUUCUUUGUUUUAUCGCAUGUUGUCGUGCAUACGGUCCUGUCAAGCCAAGACAGAAACAUUCUGGUUUUUGGAUCAUUGGACAAAUUCGAGUCCAGUUUUCCCUUUCUUACAAAAGAUCUAACGAUCUCGGAGUCUCGAGGCUUGGAUGAUCCAACAUGUGGGAGGAUCGAUAUGAAGGAUAAAGAAGAGCUUAUUAGUAGGAUUUAUGGAGGUGGUAACUAUUGGCCAUAUCGGAUGAAGUUGUCGACGGAUCGGUUACGUUGGGAUAGUCUCAAGAUUUCGGAGGACACGGAAUUCGAGGAAAUGAUGUUGAGGAAUAUGAAUGAAGGAAGCUAUAGAGAUUUGAAUGAGAUGAUCCCUAUUGAAAUAUCAAUCUUUGAUGUUGAUAUUUGUGAAACUUAUAAGGUAAAGUUGGUGAAAAAAGAGGCAUUUUGGUUUGAACCAUUGCCUUUGGUUGGUGAGAAGUCAAAGAAAUAUCAAUCUUCAUUUGUUUAUUCGAUUGAGCCGUUUCGACACAUCGUAAAGAAACGGGGUCUUGAUUAUGGACAAGAGAUCGGUUUGCGUUGGUCAGGUAGCAAAACGAUUGAUCGGUUCGAUUUUUCGGUUUUAUCUUCUUCGAGGUUGAGCUUAUACACCUUGAUCUGAAUUUUGGUGGUAGGAGCUUUCAUGUUGCUUAGAUUUUGUCUCUUGGAUGUCUUAGGAUUUAAGAUUUUUGUGGAGUGAUUCCGUAAAAACAAGAUUGUCACGGUAUGUAUGACUAUUAUGCACAAAUUUUUUUAUUUAAAAUAGUUCGUAAAUAAUGUCGUGGACUUAAACAUU
Molecule: messenger RNA, 1159 nt
Organism: Cucurbita maxima (winter squash)
Lineage: Eukaryota; Viridiplantae; Streptophyta; Magnoliopsida; Cucurbitales; Cucurbitaceae
Exons: 3
Coding region: 269-985 (238 amino acids)
Source: RefSeq, a predicted model, not a curated record